Molecule: messenger RNA, 2700 nt
Organism: Camponotus floridanus (Florida carpenter ant)
Lineage: Eukaryota; Metazoa; Arthropoda; Insecta; Hymenoptera; Formicidae
Exons: 2
Coding region: 1-2700 (899 amino acids)
Source: RefSeq, a predicted model, not a curated record
AUGGAUGAUUUGGAAACACAUUGUUUGAGUCUGCUGGAUUUCAAUGUGCCGGUUUAUUACAGAUAUGUUGAUGGCAUUUUCACCAUUGUUCCACGGUCUAAAGUGGAAAUGAUAAAAUCGACUUUUAAUAAUUAUCAUCAACGCUUGGCUUUUACGCAUGAAAUUGAAUGCGAUUCUCGUAUCAGCUUUCUCGACACGGUUGUUAUUCGAUCUGAUGGUUGUCUUCUAACCGAUUGGUUUAGGAAACCCACUUGUUCCAACAGAUUUAUUAAUUUUCAUUCUAAACAUCCGUUGAAAUACAAAUUGAACACUAUUUACAGUCUUGUUGACCGCGCUAUACUAUUGGCUGAUUCUCAAUUCCAUGCGAAGAACAUUGAUACUGUCAAGUGGAUUCUUUCCAACAAUUGUUUUCCGAGCCAAAUCAUUAACCGUUAUGUGCAAAAAAGACUACAAUUCUUGAAACAUCGUGAUAAUGUUAAUAUUGAUAAUGGAUGUGACAAUGCAGUGGCAUCUUCGUACAUUUCUUUGCCAUUCGUUGAUGGCCUGGGUGAAGAAUUUGAUCACUUUUUUAAAAAAAUAGGCCUAAAUGUGGUUUAUAAUGUUCCUAAAAAACUCAAUGUACUGAUCAAACGCGGUAAAGAUAAGCUGCCUACGAACAACAUGACGGAAGUAGUGUACAAAUUAGAUUGCAAAAAUUGCAAUAAGUCAUAUAUUGGCCAAACAAAAAGACAUGUUAAAGAGAGACCAGAUGAAAAAAGAUGGUGGGACGAGGAAUGCCACUUUGCCAAGAAGGAACUGAAGGAUGCUAAGAGAGGAUACAGAGAAGAUGAGACCAAAAAAGAUCAGUACUUGGUCUACAGGAAAAAGUAUAGAAACUUAUUGGAAAAGAAGAAAACAAAUUAUAAAGAGAGAGAAUGGAUUGAAGCGAAGAAUGAUAAGUCAGGAAAGAAAUUCUGGGAGAUAAUAAACAGACAAAGGAAAAGAAGAACGAAGAUGAGUGACAAGAUCAAAUUAAAUGAAUGGAAAGAGCACUUUCAAGUCCAAAUGGAGGGAACAAUAGAAAAAGAAGUUGUAGAAACAGACAGGAUAGCAAAUCAAGAAAAUGAAAUAAGUUUAAAGGAAAUGAGGGAUGUGAUCAAAAGAUUGAAGAAAAGGAAGGCAGCAGGAGAGGACAAAAUACCAAAUGAAGCAUGGCUAUAUGGGGAGGAGGAGAUAGUAGAAGAAUUUCACAAGAUAAUAAACAAGAUUUGGAACGGAGAGCAGAAACUACCAGAAGAAUGGAAAAUAGGCAUAGUAACACCCAUACAUAAAAAAGGAGACAUACAUGACGUAAAGAACUAUAGAGGAAUAACGCUAAUGGACACAGGAUAUAAAAUCUAUGCAGAGAUAAUCAGGAAGAGGUUGGAGAAGGAAAUGGAAGAAGGGGAAAUAAUGGGAGAGACACAAACUAGAUAUAGAAUAGGAAAAGGAACUUUAGAAGCUAUAUAUAUUGUGAAGACGGCCAUGGAAGAGGAAACGAAGAAAGAAAAGGGAGAAAUCUACCUAUUCUUCGCAGAUAUGAAAGGAGCUUUUGAUAAAAUAAGAAGAGAAAAAUUAUGGGAACUAAUGGAGAAAGAUGAAAUCAGUAGUAAAUUGAGAGAUAGAAUAAAGGAGAUAUAUAACGGAACGGCUUUUAAAAUAAGGAUAGAUGAAAAAUUAUCAGAAGAAAUAAACACGGAAAAAGGAGUGAGGCAGGGAUGUCCGCUCAGUACAGCAUUGUUUAACUUAGCUUUUGCAGAUUUGGAAAGCACUAUGAGAAGUGUACAGUUAGGAGGAAUAGUGAUAGGAAGGAAGAAGGUUUGGACAGUCUCGUAUGCGGAUGACGUGGUGUUGCUAGCAAACAACGAAGGAGGAAUAAAAGAAAUGAUUAAAAAUUUCAGGAAAUACAUACAGGACAGAGGAUUGAAACUGAAUAUAGAUAAAUCUAAAAUCAUGAGAGGAAGAAAAGCAGGAGGAAGGAAGAGAAACAUAACAUUCACAUGGGAAGGAAAAGAUAUUGAGGAGGUGAAGGAAUUCAACUAUCUAGGAUACACUUUACAAAGAAACAACGGAAAUGAAGCACAUAUAAAGAAUAUAAGGAAGAAAGCAAUGGCCGUUCUAGGAAAAGUAUGGAGUAUAGGAGAAAGAAACUUCAAGGAUAACUGGAAAAAAAGAAUGUACUUGUUUGAAGUCUUGGUGGAGAGUAUUAUGAUGUAUGGCGUGGAGAUAUGGGGCUGGAAAGAGUAUAAGGAAAUUGAAGGUUUACAAGAUAAAUAUAUAAAAUGGACACUAAAACUGGACAGAACGACACCUAGCCACAUGCUUCACUUGGAAACAAAAAGAAAUAAAAUUGCAACCAAAUCAGGAAUAAGAGCGGUAAAAUACGAGGAAAAAAUAAUGAAAAGCGAAGGAAAUGAACUGAUUAAAGAGUGCAUUAGAGUAAAGAAUAAAUUUAGCACAGAAAUGAGAAUAAACAGGAAAAGAGAAACAUGUGAAAGAUGGAAAACCGCAAGGAAAAAAUAUCUUGAAGAAAAAGGAUGGUCGAUAGAUUAUUAUGAUCUUGAAAUGAAAAAUGGAAGUGGAAUUUGGAUUAGGUUGGAAGACAUCGGUGAAUGUAUGGAAAGACAGAUAUGGAGUGAGAAGCUAGAAAGAUCAAAAUUGCGAAGGAAUAUAAAAACUUAG